AUGCCGAGACUACAAAUCCUCCAACACAAGUCGUAUCAUCCUUACCUCGAGAAGAACAAGCAACGAGUUCGUGAAGACGAAGCUCGGGCCAGGGAGGAAGAACAAGAACGGGAGCAGCAUCGAGUGGACGCUGAAUCCCAACAACGAUUGACGGCUCUCCGUCGCCGGGCCGGUUCUCCUACGGUCCCCCAAGAAGACGAUCUACCUUCCACCUCGUCAAGGAAAUCGAAUGAGGCAUCCUCAUUACUUCUAGAACGACACAAGGAAAAGAAGGCAAAGGAAGAGAAGCGAGAGCGCAAGAAGAAGAAGAGGCUGGAUUUCGACUUUCCGAGCGAGACCGCCAGACGUUCCAAGGGGAAAGAACGGCAAGAAGAGGAAGACGAGGUGCAGUGGGAGAAGGAUGGUCAUUUCAAUCUGUUUGCGGAUGUGGAGAGAGAUGAAGCGAAUGGGCGCCCAGCUCCCACAUUGGCGGAAAUUGCAAAGAAGAAGAAGGACCAAGAGAAGGAUCCCUUCACUGUUUAUCUUGCUCGGCCGGACAAGGAGACAAAACCGUGGUACACGGACAGGGACAUGAAACGGUACGACGAAAAGGAAGUAGGGGAGGAUGCCGAGUUCAGACGGGCAAGAGAUCGACGAAAGGACGCUCGAUCCAAGAACCGCAACGACCCCCUGACAUCCAUCAACUCUCUGCUAUCCUCCCAUCGACACUCUCAGCCCUCACACCACAAACCAUCAACUUCGACCAACAAGACAAAGGGCAUGUCGGAACGUGAAAGAGCUCUGGCGUUGCUUUCGAAGGACAAGCCGACACCGAGCUAUUCUGAAUGGGGUGAUACCCCCAGCACUGUCUCUGGCGGCACAUGGGCAGAUGAUUUUGAGAGGCAGAAGGAAAGAGCAGGGCGGCGAUAUAAUGGCUCACGGUGA
This is a messenger RNA of Cryptococcus amylolentus CBS 6039, 924 nucleotides long. RefSeq lists its product as hypothetical. The record is from RefSeq and is a predicted model, not a curated record. The coding region runs from base 1 to 924 and encodes 307 amino acids. NCBI's taxonomy places the organism in Eukaryota, Fungi, Basidiomycota, Tremellomycetes, Tremellales, Cryptococcaceae. The transcript is spliced from 5 exons.